GAUGUGCCAACCCGAGGCCUUCAUAUCUUUUGUACAUUUUCCUCGACCUAUUCCUUCAUCUCCUUCUCUCUCCACCACACCACUUCCCCUCCCCAAUCCCGACAUCUUUUUGUGUUCGCGAUAUUUCUACGGUUUCUUGUUACCAUUACAAAUCUUUAAUUAAUCUGCAUCCUCAUCACAGCAGAAUUUUCCCGGUCAUGUCUACAGUUUUAGGGAAAAGAACGAGGAGCGCAGCAAACUCAGGUACGGCUCUUUUGAGAUGAAUCCUCUUCCACUACUAACAUUCAUGAAGCUACGAAAGCUCCUCUUCCUCCUACCAAGCGAAAGGUGCGCGCAGAUAUCUUCAAUGACGAGAACGAAAACCCUUUCAUCGCCGAGGAUGUCCAAAUUCCUACGCCUCAAACGCCUCGGCACCGCGACGCGCUGUCCAAAAAAAUACCAGUUACACCCCGACACCGCGUCACGGUCGUAGGAAAGGCGCUUACUCCACGAACACCUCGAACUCCAAUGACACCCGGAGGAUCUGUCGCAACAGUUUAUAGCAGAGCUAGACAAAUAUUUACACGAAGUUCGGAUCCUGGAAGACUUGUGGGGAGAGAUGCCGAGAGAGGUGAAUUGACUAGCUUUGUACAAAAUCAUAUCGCCAAUGUUUCUGGAGGAUGCAUUUACGUUAGUGGUCCCCCUGGAACUGGAAAGAGUGCUAUGGUCAACGAAGUUACAUCGGAUCUCGAGGUCUCGGAGACCCUGCAGAAGGCAUAUGUCAAUUGUAUGAGUUUGAAAACUUCGAGUGAUUUGUACGGCACAUUAAUCGAGGCAUUUUGCGAUGGCAUGGAGGUUUUGGAAGGAGAAGAGGUCGACACCCUACAAAAUAUGUUUGCGCCCAAGAAGAAGAGCAAGAGCAGGAAUGUUUACGUGGUAACAUUGGAUGAAAUCGACCAUGUCCUCACCUUGGAUCUGGAAAUAUUGUACACACUUUUUGAAUGGUCUCUACAGGAAUCCUCCCACCUCAUCUUACUCGGCAUUGCGAACGCUUUGGAUCUCACCGACCGAUUUCUCCCUCGACUCAAGGCCCGAAAUUUGAAGCCCGAGCUUCUCCCAUUCCUCCCAUACAGCGCACUCCAGAUCAAGAACGUUAUCAUUACUCGACUAAAGAGUCUUGUCAGCGAAGAUAGUGCUACACCAGAUUACAUCCCAUUCAUGCAUCCCGCAGCCAUCGAAUUAUGUUCUAGAAAAGUCUCAAGUCAAACCGGAGAUUUGCGCAAAGCAUUCGAUAUUUGCCGACGUGCAAUUGACGUUAUCGAGGCAGAAGUGAAGCAAAAGCACGAGGCAGCCUUGAAAGAGCAAUUAUUACUGGCCAGUCCCUCCAAACGACCACUCGAGGAGAACGUCAACCUUGCAUCACCUACCGCAACCAAAAACGGAGGUCAACCAAGAACACUAGCCCAAUCCCUCGCUUCUCUCACCGUAGAAACCGCACCAAGAGCUUCAAUUUCUCACGUCAACAAAAUCACCUCCUCCACCUUCGGAAACGGCGCAAACCAAAGACUCAAGACCCUCAACUUGCAACAAAAAGCCGCGCUUUGCGCUCUCGUCGCCCUCGAGAAACGCAAGCGCUCCGCAGCCGCCAAUGUCCUCUCCACACCCUCGAAAUCCAAUAACGUCGCCCCAACGAUCAAGGCGCUGUACGCCGUCUACUGUACCCUCUGCACCCGUGACGCCAUCCUUCACCCCCUCACUAGCACCGAGUUCCGCGAUGUGGUGGGGAGUCUCGAGACGCUGUCCUUGAUCAGUGCGGUGGAUGGACGGAAUGGUUCAUUUGCGGCGUUGAAUAGCACACCCAGUAAGCGCGCGAGGAAGUUCGGGAUGGGCGUUGGGAGUGGAGAUGAGAAGAGAGUGGGAAGUUGUGUGGGUGAGAAGGAGGUUGCGGCUGCGGUUGAGGGGUUGGGAGCGGGGAUUUUGAAGAGUAUUUUGAGUGGGGAGGGGUUGGAUUAG
Messenger RNA from Hymenoscyphus albidus, 1992 nucleotides. Lineage: Eukaryota; Fungi; Ascomycota; Leotiomycetes; Helotiales; Helotiaceae. The record is from the annotation of a GenBank genome assembly.